This is a messenger RNA of Paramecium pentaurelia, 2183 nucleotides long. NCBI's taxonomy places the organism in Eukaryota, Ciliophora, Oligohymenophorea, Peniculida, Parameciidae. The record is from the annotation of a GenBank genome assembly.
AUGAUUGAUAUGGAUACUGAAAAUAAGAAAAUUGAAGAUAGAUUAGUUUGUGUUGAUUGUAUAUCUGAGAAUCCAUUAAUUAAAUAUUAAACAAUUGAAAAUGUAAAUAAAUUAUGGAUUGAUUAUAAUUCAUAAUCUGAAAAUAUAUUAUAAGAAUAUAAAAAGGAAAUUAAGCAUAAAAAGAAUGAAUUAUUCAAUUAAAUAUCUUAAAUGAGAAAAAAUUAUAAUUUAAAAUUGAAUGAAAUUAGUGAUAAAUUAAUUUAAGAAUAAUUUUAAUCAAUUUCAAAACCUAAACAAUCUAAUUAAAUUAAAACUAUUUCAAUAUAAACUUUAUAAGAUGAAUAAUUAUUAAAGGAUUUAAAAUAAUUAAUAGAAAAAGAAAAAGUCAAUUCAAAUUAAACUAUAACAACUUUAAAAAAUAAAGAUUCAAUUUUUUAAAAAGAAAUUGAAAAUCAUUUAGAAUCAUUAAAAUAAUAUGAUUAAUUAGAUAUUUAAUAAUCAAUAGAUAUACUUAAAGAAAUACCAAGUAUUAAUUUAUAUAUAUAUAAAUUUUUAUAGUUGAAAGAAAUGUAAUUGUAUAAUUAUAAGAAGUAAUCUCUUAAAUAUCUAAGAUUCCAUCUACAAAUGAUAAUAAUUAUUAAGAUUAAGUAGAAUUUAUUAAGAAUAUUUAAGAAUUCAUUGAUUAAGCUAAAAAAUAUUAAUGUUAAAUAAAUUUAUUUGAUUAGACUAUAACAUUAUUUUAAUAACAUACUAAUAAUAUAGAUUAAAUAUAAUCAAAAAUUUAAAAUUAAAUUGUAAAUAAAUAAGAAUAAAUACAAAUUUAAUAUUAGAAUUUAUCAAAAUUAUUAAAUGAUUAUAUUAUAAUAUUUGAUAAUAAAACUAAAUAAAUUAAGAAAUAUUGUAAUAUUUCUAAAUUAGAGAUGGAUUUAAUAAAAUUAAAUGAAUUAAAUUCAAAUUUAGAAAUUUAAAGUAAUUUAAUUAAAUUAAUUAAUAGAAACAAAUAUAUAAAAUUAAAUGUCAAAAUAAUUAGAUGAAAAACAUCAAUAAUCUUAAUAAUUAUUAAAAGAAUAAUAAGAUAAAUGUAUAUUCAUAUAUAUAUAUAUAUUAUUUUUAUAGAUUAAAAAUAAAUUGAUGACAUUAAUCUAAAAUUACAAUCAAAUGAAAAAUUAAAUUUAAAUUUAAAACAUUAAUUUGAUUUAAAAACUUAAGAAAUAAUCAAUCUAAAAAAUUAAAAUGAACAAGAUAAAUUAAAUAUUAUUAAAAAUAUUGAAGAUUAAAGUAUUCAAUAUUAUUAUUAUAAAUAGAAAAUAAAGAAAUAACAGAAAUUAAUAAAAGAUUAAAUUAAAAGGAAUCAGAAUUAUAAACAAUCUAAAAACAAUUUGAUUAAAUUAAUCAAGAAAAGUUAUAAAAAGAAAAAUAAUUAAAAUUAGACUUAGAAAAAGUAUAAUAUAAUUAUAAUACUUUAUUAAUAUAAUAGAUUUAACAAUAUCCAAAAACAUUAUAAUUUAGUGUUACUUAUAAGGGUGUAAAUUGUUAAGUAACUGAAGGUGGAAAAGUUGUUGAGUGUCCUGGUGGUAGUUACUAUUAUUGUCUUUGUGAAUAAGCAAUUCCAAAGACUGGGAAAAUAUUGUUUGCAUUCUAAAUUCUCAGUUUAACAUCUAGUAUGUUUAUUGGAAUUGGAUUUAGAGAUAUUAUAUCAAAAAAUAAUUAUUAAAAUGGAGGAGUUGGGUAUGGGUAUAGGUAUUAAAUUAUAAUAGAUCAUAUAUGAUACGUUCAGAUGGUUGUAUAUACUCACAUCAUAAUAAAGAUAUAUAUGGUAAAUAAUUAUCAUUUACAUAUACAACUAAUGAUAUAAUCAUAAUGGAAGUAAGUAUUGAACAUAAGUAUAUUAAAUGGACCAGAUAAAAUAAUCCAUUAGCAACAGUUGUAAUUAUCAAAUCUAUUAUUAGUAGAUGGAAAUAGAUACAUCCAUAUCAUAAGAAUUAUAUCCAUGUGUAUUCAUUUAUUAAUCAUCAAAAAUUAAAAUAUUGGAUAAUAUUAUUUUCUAAGGAUAUUUACAAUAUUAUUCUUAAUUUUAAAGAAAUAAAAUGUGGUGUUUUAUGCUAAAAACAAUAAAUUUUAUUUAAAUACAAUUCUAUAAUUUCAACAAGAAAUUAUUCAAUAUUAAAAAAGGCGAAAAUUGA